This is a messenger RNA of Eimeria mitis, 822 nucleotides long. Its product is annotated as chromosome condensation protein, putative. Bases 1 to 822 code for a protein of 273 amino acids. NCBI's taxonomy places the organism in Eukaryota, Apicomplexa, Conoidasida, Eucoccidiorida, Eimeriidae. The record is from RefSeq and is a predicted model, not a curated record. The transcript has 5 exons.
AUGUGUGUGAAACGGCGCUUAGAGGCAGCAGAAACAAAAAAUAAAUUAAAUGAAGCAGAGAAAAAACAAAAAGAAAAUGAAGAAAAAGUAAAUACACUUAAAGCUGAUCUGCAAAAGACGGAGGAGCAGCUGGGUGCGCGUACAGAGGAGCUGAAGGGUGUUGAGACAGAGCGAGCAAGAGCCGAGAGAGAACUACAAAAACUGGUGGUUAAGGAUGAGGAGCUGAGAGCAGAGGUUGGGGGGGAGGUUUCUAGGCUGCAGCAGAAGCAGCAGCAAGUGCAGCAGCUGCAGCAGCAGCAGGAGAAGCAGCAGCAGCAGCUGCAGCAGCUAGAAUUGGUGCUGCAGCAGCAGGAUGCUGCUGAGGAAGCAGCACAAAUAAAAGCAGCAGAAAAAGAAAUAGAGGAUGCAAAAGAAGCUGUAGAAGAAUACCAAGAAACCAUCAAAGGCGAGGAGGAGGUGCAGCAGCUAUCUGAUGCGCAUGCAGCAGCAGAGAAGCUGCUGCUGCAGCAGCAGCAGCAGCUAGAUAAACACCUAACAGCAGCAUCUAGGAUAACCUCAGCAAUAGAGAUGCUAGAAAGAAAAAAAAAACAAAUAAAGGAGAGACAGAGAGAAGCAGAACAAACCCUCAAAAGGUGUAUAGAGGGAGAAGUUAAUUUUGCUGCUGCGCUGCAGCAGCAGCAGCAGCAACUUGCUGCUGCUGCUGCUGAUCUUCAUCUGCUGCAGCAGCAGAAAAAAGAAAUACAGCAGCAAAUAGAUGAACUCGAUAAACAACUCUUUCAUGCAAAGGGAAAACUAAGAGGAGUAAAACCCUCAAGGGUUUAG